AUGACAGCAACCGCUGAAAGACGUGUAAUUCGUCGAAAUGGUCCCGGAACAAAACGAGAAGAUUGGAAUAAUUGGCCACCAUUGGCAUUCGAAGAAAUGGAUACAGCUUUAAACAUCCAACAAUAUAUUCAACAACUCAUAAAAGCCAAUCCAUCAGAUGUUGAUGCAAUUCUAACACCACCAGUUGAUCAAGACGAAGGAGUUUGGAAAUAUGAACAUUUACGACAAUUUUGCAUCGAAUUAAAUGGUUUGGCACUACUUUUACAAAGAGAAUGUGUUCCUGAUACAUGUCAACAAAUGACUGCAACUGAACAAUGGAUAUUUUUGUGUGCCGCCCAUAAAAAUCCAAAUGAAUGUCCGGCGAUUGAUUAUACUAGACAUACUUUGGAUGGAGCUGCAUCGCUUUUGAAUAGCAAUAAAUAUUUUCCGAGUCGAAUUAGUAUCAAAGAAUUGUCGAUUUCGAAAUUGGGAAGUAUUGCGCGACGAGUUUAUCGCAUUUUUUCGCAUGCUUUUUAUCAUCAUAAGAAAUUGUUCGAUGAUUUCGAAAAUGAGACACAUCUUUGUAAACGGUAAGGAUUAAGCUCAAAAUCAGCUAAUUAUCUCACCUCUGAAAGUGCUUAACUUUAAUCUAAAAAUCAAGAAAACUAAGAAAACACCUGAGCAGAGAAUAUUCUAAGAAGAAAAUGAAGUAUAUCAGAAAAACUGAAUACAAUUAUUUUAUUUCCGAAAAAAGAAAAAAAAAUGAAUACGAAUCGAUAUUUUCCUACGAUAAAAAACAUAAAAAUCAAAAAAUUCCGCUUUUUCGGACCAUAUGAAAAAUAUCGAUUUUUCACCCAAAAAUUCAAAUUGCAGAUUCACAACCUACGUCACAAAAUACAAUUUAAUGCAACAAGAUCAUCUAAUUGUUCCAAUUCUUCCAUCACAACAACAACAAUUAUCAGCGGCAGCAAAUCAAGCCAAUUUACCAAACGCCGCAAUUGUCUCACCACAAAAAUCCUGA
This is a messenger RNA of Caenorhabditis angaria, 1000 nucleotides long. Lineage: Eukaryota; Metazoa; Nematoda; Chromadorea; Rhabditida; Rhabditidae. The record is from the annotation of a GenBank genome assembly.